Molecule: messenger RNA, 3633 nt
Organism: Ustilaginoidea virens
Lineage: Eukaryota; Fungi; Ascomycota; Sordariomycetes; Hypocreales; Clavicipitaceae
Exons: 1
Coding region: 1-3633 (1210 amino acids)
Biological process (GO): spliceosomal complex disassembly
Cellular component (GO): intracellular anatomical structure; catalytic step 2 spliceosome
Molecular function (GO): RNA binding; ATP binding
Source: RefSeq, a predicted model, not a curated record
AUGGACGACCUCUUGAAUCUCGAGCUUCUGUCUCUCGUAUCAAAGGUCACGUCCGAGCUCCAGAAUCACGUGGGUGUUGGCGACAAGACCCUGGCAGAGUUCCUCAUCGCCCACCGGCUCGAAAGCCGCGACUCGAGCGAUUUCCGCAACAAGCUCGACAAGCUCGGCGCAGACUUUCCGCCAAGCUUGGUGGACAGCAUCGACCGCCUGGUGCUUGCCCUGCACCCCAAGUUCAAGGGCGAGAACGGGCAGGCCAACGGAGAGGAGCAUCGACAUCGCUCGAGGACGCUGCAGGAGAAAGAAAAGGUUUUCAGCGGCCUCGCUCUUGCUGACCGGGAGCCUGGAAACGACGGCGGAGAUGCCAUUGACGACACCCUGGCGCUCCUGGAAGGCCUGGAAGGCAGAGCGAGCAAGGGGAAAGACUCGCGCAAGCGCAGCAGAAGUCCCGAUUACGACAAGCAAUCUCGGCGGCGACGGAGGCGAGAUGGCUCAGGCUCGCGUGAGCGGUUGAAGCAGCGUUUCCGGUCACGGUCUACAUCACGAGAUGGCGACGACCAAGGCUGGCGAGAUGGAUUCAGCCCAUCUCGAAGACAACGACGCGGCCGCCCAAGAAAUCACGUCGAUGAUGAUGAUGGUGAUGAUGAUUAUGGCCACCGCGACAACGGCGACGGCGACGAUCGAUUGCGCAGAACCCCAGAACCCAACUUGGACGACGAACCUCAACUCCACAAAGUGUAUCAAGGACGCAUAACGGGUCUGAAAGAUUUUGGCGCCUUUGUUCGGCUGCGGCACGUCAAGGGCAAGGUGGAUGGACUCGUGCACAUAUCGAGAAUCAUGGCCGGGCAGAGAGUAAACCAUCCCUCCGACCUGCUAUCAAAAGACCAGAACGUUUGGGUCAAAGUGAACAGCAUUGAGGGGAACAGGAUCGGCCUAUCCAUGAAGGACGUGGACCAAGACUCGGGCCGGGAUCUGCAGCCGCAGGCACGACUUACCACAGGCGCCAACACGGAAGCCCUUGGCGGUGGCGGCAGGAACGGCUUCGCGGACGGCACAACGGCAAUGCCGCGAGAUGCGCUUGGAGCCCCGCCGCCUCAUAGGAGAAGAAUGACGUCGCCGGAGCGAUGGGAAAUACGGCAGCUCAUUGCUUCCGGGGUAGCCAAAGCUGCCGACUAUCCCGACCUGGAGGAAGAUUACAACGCAACCCUUCGCGGCGACGGCGAGAUGGAACUGGAACAAGAGGUUGACAUCGAAGUUCGCGACGACGAGCCGCCCUUCCUGGCGGGGCAGACCAAGCAAUCCCUGGAACUGUCCCCGAUCCGCGUCGUCAAGGCACCUGAUGGCUCCAUGAACCGUGCGGCCAUGUGCGGGACGGCGAUAGCCAAGGAACGCAAAGAGCUGAAGCAGCAGGAGGCAGACGCGGCCGCAAAGGAGAAGCAGACGAACCAGAACCUGUCGUCCCAGUGGCACGAUCCCAUGGCCGACCCGGACAAGCGCACCUUUGCGAGCGACCUGAGAAGCGCGAGGAUGCAUGCCGAGCCGGACGAGGUUCCCGAGUGGAAGAAGGCCGUCGUCCCCAAGGGGCAGCCGGUCGGCAAGCGAACCAAGCUCAGCAUGAAGGAGCAGCGCGAGUCGCUGCCCAUGUUCGCCUUCCGCAGCCAGAUCAUCCAGGCCGUGCAGGAGCACCAGAUCAUGAUCGUGGUCGGCGAGACGGGGUCGGGCAAGACGACGCAGCUGACGCAGUACCUGGCCGAGGCGGGCUUCGCGGACAGGGGCAUCAUCGGGUGCACGCAGCCCCGGAGGGUGGCCGCCAUGUCGGUCGCCAAGCGUGUGGCGGAGGAGGUCGGGUGCCGGCUGGGCGGCGAGGUCGGGUACCUGGUGCGGUUCGACGACUGCACAAGCGCCGCGACGAGGAUCAAGUACAUGACGGACGGAAUGCUGCAGCGCGAGAUCCUCAUGGACUCGGACCUGAGGCGGUACUCGGUCAUCAUGCUGGACGAGGCGCACGAGCGGACCAUUGCCACGGACGUGCUGUUCGCCCUGCUCAAGAAGGCGGUGAAGCGCCGGCCGGACCUCAAGAUCAUUGUGACGUCGGCGACGCUCGACGCCGACAAGUUCUCGUCCUACUUCAACGAGUGCCCCAUCUUCACGAUCCCUGGCCGCACGUUCCCCGUGGAGAUUCUGUACUCGAGGGAGCCCGAGUCGGACUACCUGGACGCGGCGCUCAUCACGGUGAUGCAGAUCCACCUGACGGAGCCCAAGGGCGACAUACUGCUGUUCCUGACGGGCAAGGAGGAGAUUGACACGGCGUGCGAGAUCUUGUUUGAGCGCAUGAAGGCGCUGGGGCCGUCGGUGCCGGAGCUGCUGAUCCUGCCCGUGUACGCGCAGCUGCCGGCGGAGAUGCAGAGCCGCAUCUUCGACCCGGCGCCGCCGGGGGCGCGCAAGGUGGUCAUCGCGACCAACAUUGCCGAGACGUCCAUCACCAUUGACGAGAUCUACUAUGUCGUGGACCCGGGCUUCGUCAAGCAGAACGCGUACGACCCCAAGCUGGGCAUGGACUCGCUCGUGGUGACGCCCGUGUCGCAGGCGCAGGCGAACCAGCGGGCCGGGCGGGCGGGCCGCACCGGCCCCGGCAAGUGCUUCCGGCUGUACACGGAGGCGGCGUACCAGUCGGAGAUGCUGCCGACGACGAUCCCCGAGAUCCAGCGGCAGAACCUGUCGCACACGAUCCUGAUGCUCAAGGCCAUGGGCAUCAACGACCUGCUGCACUUUGACUUUAUGGACCCGCCGCCGGUCAAGACGAUGCUGACGGCGCUCGAGGAGCUGUACGCGCUCAGCGCGCUCGACGACGAGGGCCUGCUGACGCGCCUGGGGCGCAAGAUGGCCGACUUCCCCAUGGACCCGUCGUCGGCCAAGGUGCUGCUGGCGGCCGUGGACCACGCCUGCUCCGACGAGGCGCUCAGCAUCAUCGCCAUGCUCUCCCUCCAGGGCGUCGUCUUCUACCGGCCCAAGGAGAAGCAGGCGCAGGCGGACCAGAAAAAGGCAAAGUUCCACGACCCCCACGGCGACCACCUGACCCUGCUCAACGUGUACAACGCGUGGAAGCAGCACGCCUACUCGAGCCCCUGGUGCUUCGAGAACUUCAUCCAGGCGCGCUCGAUGCGCCGCGCCAAGGACGUGCGCGACCAGCUCGUCAAGAUCAUGGAGCGCUACAAGCACCCCGUCGUGUCGUGCGGCCGCGACACGGACCGCGUGCGCCGCGCCCUCUGCGCCGGCUUCUUCCGCAACGCCGCCCGCAAGGACCCCCACGAGGGCUACAAGACGCUCACCGAGGGCACCACGGUCUACCUGCACCCGAGCUCGGCCCUGUUCGGCAAGCACGCCGAGUGGGUCAUCUACCACGACCUGGUGCUCACCACCAAGGAGUACAUGCACUGCACGUCGGCCAUCGAGCCCAAGUGGCUGGUCGAGGCGGCCCCGACCUUCUUCAAGGUCGCCCCGAGCGACAGGCUGAGCAGGCGCAAGAAGACGGAGAGGAUCCAGCCGCUGUACAACAAGUUUGCCGGGGAGGACGACUGGCGCCUGAGCGCGCAGCGGAGGGGGGGGCGCGGCGGCGGCGGCGGCACCUGGGGAUGA